Haemonchus placei is the source of this 417-nucleotide messenger RNA. The record is from the annotation of a GenBank genome assembly. Lineage: Eukaryota; Metazoa; Nematoda; Chromadorea; Rhabditida; Trichostrongylidae.
ACUUGCAGGCAGGCAAACCCAUGCGAAAACCAUGGCACUUGCAUAGUUAAGGAGAAUCGAGUACACUGUGAAUGCGCCAAAGGAUUCACUGGAGUUAAUUGUACAGAAACCGAUAUGUGCAUCAGUCAUUUCUGUGCAAAUAACUCGACCUGCAAAAAUGGACCAAAUAAGACCUACAAGUGUGAAUGUCAAGAAAACACAGUCGGCACCUAUUGUGAAUUCAUUUGUGAACCCAAUCAGUGCUCGGGGAAUGGAACGUGCAUAAUGCGAAUUGAUGGUAAGGUUGGGUGUAAAUGUAAUCCAGGUAUGACAGGACCACGAUGUGACAAAGGUUUGAUUAUUACUACUUCUGGUUAUGAAUUUCGGUAUUAUGAUUCUUUACGAAAUGACUUUGUAACCAAUGUCCCUCUUGAUUAG